AUGGAAUAUCUGCGCAAACUUAAGCGAUAUUACGAGAGAGGGAUCGAAAGGAAUAUAAACUGCAAUCAAACUGAAUACCUUAAAGACCUAUUGGAAACGUCAUUUGAAGGACCCGCAUCCCGAUGGUUGCAACUAAUCAGAUCAGACAUUUUUGAUUGGGACCAUUUUGCUAAGGAAUUUGAGUGCAAAUAUUGGAGUCAAGCCGACAAAAGAGGAAUAAAAGCCAAGAUUGAAUCUGAAAAAUAUCGAGCUAAUGGAACCUUGAGCCGUACGGAAUAUUUAACAGAACGAGUACUUUUAUUGCAAUCCAUCUCCCCUAGUUUAAGUGAAGAGGAGAUCGUAUCAUUAUUGGCAGAGCGAUUCGAUCCAAUCAUCCAGGACAGUGUUAAUGUGCAAAAUAUCACCACAAUAAGAGCCAUGGAACGAUUUCUACAGAAGGAUGACAUUCGAGACGGACCGAAGAAAGUUAAGAGCUACAACAACAGUCAUCAGAACAGCAGACCGUCUAGCCCUAACAUACAGAACCCGCAACGUUACCAUGAUCGAUCUACUAACCAACAAGCUUACGUGCCUAAGAUGAACCGCCAGAACUUCCAACACAGCGAUAACUAUGCACAGAACAACCAACAUCAUAGGAAUCAACAAAAUUACCGAUUCAACAGAAACAAUGGUAAUGAGUCCCAACAGUACCAACGGGUGCACCGAGACUACAAACCAUAUCAGCGUGACCACUACCCAGACCAAAACUACAAAUAUAAUCAGAAUCACCCUACCAAGGAACAGAACCAACUAUGUGCGAUGUAUAGGCAAAAUUCCAACUCGCCUAAUAACCCGAGUACUCCACCCAUGGAUCCACAACUAAACAGCCACCAUUCAAGUUCUCGUGUUUCACGAUCUCCACAGAGGUCGGAAAACCACUCGGCGCUGUAG
This is a messenger RNA of Macrosteles quadrilineatus (aster leafhopper), 930 nucleotides long. Its product is annotated as homeobox protein 2-like. Bases 1 to 930 code for a protein of 309 amino acids. The record is from RefSeq and is a predicted model, not a curated record. The transcript has a single exon. NCBI's taxonomy places the organism in Eukaryota, Metazoa, Arthropoda, Insecta, Hemiptera, Cicadellidae.